CUUAUUUAUCGGAUCGUAUUAAUUUAAUACGUCGAAACGUUACACCUCUCAUGUCCAACAGAGAGAACAACUCGAAACGUUCAUCACUAUUCACUGCCAUCGACAAUGCGGCAUUUGCAUCAGAAUACGAUUCUUCUUUAACAUCUGACUGUAUUUCUGGUAUGCAGUCGUUUAUGAGACAAGACCAUUCGGACGUGUUACUAGAUUUAACACAAUCGAAUGUCAUCCCUUCAGUUUCCGCCAUUACCGAGUCAACUUAUCUUCGCUUUAACCCUCCAAAUGCUAUGCAUUGUAAUAGAAUGGACCCUUUUACCAUGCAAACCACUAAGUUAGAUCCCUACGAUCAUCCUCCCGUCACUAUGGCUUCUAUAGGGUCUUCGACAGAAAGUGAUGGUCUCGAGCCAGGAAGUGCAACACAUCUUUUAGAACACGAACGGUUAUCUACAAGAAAUUUGCAACAUAGAACUUAUCCUUCGGAUUUAAAACCAUCUAGAUGUCCCCUUAGAGUCCAACAGGUAUCGAUACAGAAUUCAUCAUCGGAUGUUGGCAUUUUGCGGUGGAAUUGGCCUGUUAUCCGUCUCGGAUGUUUGGUGACAUUAGUGUCUUCGUUAGUAGCUAUGGUAUGUGUUGUGGUUGGAAUUAUAAUAGUGGGUCCAUUCCAUUGCAAUCCUAACAGGGAGUGGUGGCAAGGUGCUGUGAUGUACGAAGUAUUCCCUGCUUCCUUCUUAGAUACGGACAAAGACGAUUUCGGUGAUUUUAGAGGUUUAAUCCAACGUCUCGAUUACAUUCAGUCAUUAAAUAUUAGUAUUUUAAGACUCAGUUCCAUCUUCAGUGCUUUGGAUUAUCCCUUGGAGUACGAACAUAUUAUUGAUUUCAUUAAUGUCGAUCCUCAUCUCGGAAGAAUGGAAGAUUUAAAUGCAUUAAUCGAUGAACUUCAUGCUCGUAAUAUGUAUCUAGUAUUGGACAUGAAUCCAACUUUGACCAGUGAUCAACAUACGUGGGCUGCACAUUGGCUUCUGGAACCUCACGGAGAAUAUCGAUAUUAUUACAUUAAUACCACGGAGAGCUUAGAAGAACUUCUCGAAUCGGAAGAUGAAGAGGAAGAUCAAGAAUGGACGGUGCCUCAUAGAACUUUCGGAGGUUGGUAUCAUUUAAACUGGUCGCAUACCGAAGUCAAACUGGAAAUGGCCAGAGUAUUGGAAUUCUGGGUCAAAAAAGGCAUAGAUGGAUUUUAUUUUAAGCAUCUGGAAGACCUACAUGUGGACCAACCUGAGGACAUCAUUGGUUCCAUUCGACAAUGGAGAGAAAUUUUGGAUAUGUGGGACGACAAACGAAGAAUAAUGAUGGCUUCCAUCGAUUCGUUUCAAAAUCUCGGAGGGAUCGAAACUUCAUUGGUACGGGCUAUCCUUCCAUAUUUCGAUCUUAUUGAUGUUUAUCUGGAAGUAGAUGGCAACAGAAGUCACCAGGUGAUGAAGCAGGUGGAGGAAACCACCCAAUGGAAUGCACCUUGGAUUCACUGGAAUGUUGGCAACGUCGAAUCCAGUCGUUUGUCUUCCACUCUAGAUUCCAAAUAUACCUUGGCCAGUCUUGUUCUUCUCAUGAUGCUUCCUGGUUCUGUUUCAAUUUUUUACGGAGACGAAAUCGGAUUACGAGAUUCUGUAGAAGAAACAACUGGAAAGAUGUAUAGAGAAGGCCAGCUCUGUCCCAUGCAAUGGACAAUUGCUUCUACAGUUGAUAACAUUACAGUUGAACGCAUACCGUUAUGGUUACCACCGGGACAUCAAAAUCCUUCAUCAAACGUAGAAAGCCAAAGUGAUAGAAUAAACUUAAUUAGCCAGUUAGUUGGUCUGAGGAACAAUUCUGUGCCAAUUGCCAUGAAUUCAGCGCCAGCAUCUUUUUACCCGAGAGGCGGCAGGACAAAUAUAAGAGUACACCUGGAUCAAGAUGGUGUUUUAGUACUCGAGAGGUAUUAUCCUCGGAGGCACCGUUACGUGGUGGCUGCAAAUUUCGGUCCCGAAAGGGUAUCUAAGGACAUAUCCAACACGCUUUACGAGACCGUAAUCAUAAUAGGGACGAAUUCCGAUAGGAAAGGUCUCAGAUUAAAUUUCAAAGAUUUCGUCAUAGAUCCGGGCGAAGCUUUUGUUGGUGAAUUAAGUACGUGACCCCAAAAAAAACACUGCUUUGAAAGAGAAAUUUCUUUAUCGAAUCUUUAACACGCUCGACCACUCUCGGUCUUGUGCCAAAUUUGAUAAAUCGGAUGACAUAAAUCGUACUGUUGAGUGGGUACUUUUAUUUUUUAUAUCAUGUAUAUUCCGCCUCGUGCUUCCGAAAAUAUACAGAAAAAAUACUAUUUAAAAAUCAAAGUUUAAUUUAAGUUUAGAAUUUGUUUUCUAUCUCGAUAAGUAGUUCAUAUCUUAUACAUAAUGUCUAGUUUCUCAGUAAAUUAUAAAUUACAAAAAUUAUUCAUAUAAAGAGUUUUACAUCCAAAAGAGAAAUAUAAAAAUUUAUGAAGACAUUUAAACUAAUUUUAAAAGUGAAUUUUGCACAUUUGAUUGCAAAAUAAAGCGGAGACAUCUCGUCCAAAAGGUAAUCAUCCCUUUUGUAUAAACUCAAAUCGUGGAAACUCCGUCCCCUCGAUGGCAGUUCUGUGAAUGUACGAUCGUCUAUUCGGAAGAUAUAUGCUGGAUAAAUUAUAAAAAAAAUACCUGUCAGAAGCAAAUAUGACCAAAUUAUAUAAUGUUGGCAAUCCGAAUAUUGUAUAAAAAGCAAUGUCUUUCUAUCGAGUUGUAUGCGAUUACUGGUUGAAAUAUGAUUUUGAUAUACGUAGGCAUGUCUACAAUGGAGGUAAUAAUAAGAAAGCAAUUAAAGUAAAAUAUUUUUUAAUCUUUAUGCUUAUUAAAAUAGAAGUUAAAACAGGAAAACUCUAUAUCAAUUGCAUAUGUCAUACAAGCAGGCCGGAUUUACUUAUACUGUUGCCUCUGUAGAGACACUGAGGAGAUCCCAUCAAAUAUUAUUGUCGACCAAAACAAAACCGUUUAAAGUGAGGUCUGUAAGACAUGGCUUAUCUAGCAUAUACGCAAAUCCGAUACCGCAUACAAGUAUUUUUGUUCUCUUCCCAUCUUCAAGCGCUGUGCUGAUAACCACGAUUCCAGUUAAUCAGCGAAAGUUUUCAUUUGUUCUUGAAAGCCUGAACUUUUAAUAUCGGACCAAAUGCACGAUUUAGGUCAUAUACCCUUAUCUGAUAAGUACUUUUCACUGGUUCAUCCAGUAUAUAUAAUUCGGAAGAUCAUUAAUCAACCAAAGAAUUUUCCCGUCAAUUCUGCCAAUUACCGAAAGAUGAGUCUAUCAAUUUACUGAUUAUAAUAAUAAUAAUAAUAAAACCGAUCACAAAACUAAGAUAAAUUUUGUUAGAUCGGACAUAAAAGACAAAGUGGAUCUUUACUGUGAAGUUUUUAACUGUUGUCUUGAUUAAAAAGAAAAAAAGAAAAAUAAAAA
Centruroides sculpturatus (bark scorpion) is the source of this 3495-nucleotide messenger RNA. RefSeq names its product neutral and basic amino acid transport protein rBAT-like. Bases 51 to 2162 code for a protein of 703 amino acids. NCBI's taxonomy places the organism in Eukaryota, Metazoa, Arthropoda, Arachnida, Scorpiones, Buthidae. Gene Ontology annotation, biological process: carbohydrate metabolic process. The transcript has 5 exons. The record is from RefSeq and is a predicted model, not a curated record.